UUUCAACCCAUCUCUACAUGUCUACUUUCUUCUCUAUAUAAAGGAAUCUAAGUUCAAGCCUUCAACCAUGUACAAAAACUUGAUUUUCCAAUCAAAACUACUCCGUGGAGUUUUUGAUAUUUUUCUUCUUCCUCUGAUCGGAUAUCCGGUCGAUACGGCAUUUAUUCUCCACCGUUUUUCUUGCAAAUUAAAGAGUGCUCAGCAAACUUAGAAUAACCUGAAUCAAACAAAAAAAUAAAAAUAAAAAAAUGUUGAACCUUAGUAUCUCCAAAUCGCAGACUCAUCAAAUCCUACUUCCAAAUUGCAAUCCCUUUUUCUUCGGUAGAAGAAAUGCUUCUUUUGCCGGCAAUCCGAAGUUUAAGUCAGUAAGAAAACAUGAAAAUGUUCGUGUUGGGCGAGGGAGUAGCACGAUAAAGGCGGUACAAACCUCGGCCAAGAAAUCAACCACCACCACCACCAGCGCUACAGUGGUCAUUACUGUGCAGCAAACGGUGGGUGGAGCCCUUACUCACUUAGGUUUGAGCCGAGGACUCGAUGAUAUAGGUGACGUUCUCGGCAGAACCCUCCUUGUAGAGCUUGUUGCUGCUGAGCUUGACCCUCACACUGGAUCUGAGAAGCCCAAAAUCAAAGCCUAUGCUCAUAAGAAGGACAAAGAUGGUGAUGAAACGCAUUAUGAGUCUAAUUUCAAUGUUCCCGAAGAUUUUGGGGAGGUUGGAGCAAUUACAAUAGAGAAUGAACACCACAAAGAAAUGUUCGUGGAAAGUGUUGUCAUUGAUGGGUUAUAUGGUGGUCCAAUCAAUGUCACUUGUAAUUCAUGGAUUCAUUCCAAGUUCGACAACAAAGAACCGAGGGUAUUUUUUGUUGACAAGUCAUAUUUGCCAUCAAACACACCAAGUGGGCUGAAGAUUUAUAGAGAAAAAGAGCUCCAAAUUCUUCGAGGUGAUGGCACCGGGGAACGCAAGACCUUCGAAAGGAUCUACGAUUAUGAUGUAUAUAACGAUCUUGGGGAUCCAGACAGUAGCGAGGAUUUAGCUCGGCCGGUGCUCGGCGGCCAGGAACAUCCAUAUCCUCGCCGGUGCAGAACUGGUCGAGCGAGAACCAAGACAGAUCCAUUAUCGGAGUCAAGGAACGGUAAUGUGUAUGUGCCAAGAGACGAGGCGUUUUCAGAAGUGAAACAAAUGCAAUUCUCGGCUAAAACAAUAUACUCAGUGCUUCAUUCAUUGGUACCAUCCAUAGAGACUUCUAUAAUUGACAGUGAUCUUGGAUUUCCCCACUUCACCGCUAUAGAGACUCUGUUCAAUGAAGGAGUUGAGCUACCAAAGCAAAAAUCUACAGGAUUUUUAGCAAAUAUUAUUCCCAGGCUUGUAAAGGCUAUUACAGAUGUUGAAAAGAAUGUCUUGCUUUUUGAGACCCCCCAAUUAUAUGAAAGAGACAGGUUUUCUUGGUUUAGGGAUGAAGAAUUCGCACGACAAACUCUAGCUGGUAUAAAUCCAUGCCGCAUUGAGUUAGUAACGAAAAAGUCCGGCAAUAUUUUGCACUCCAAUGAUCAAAUCAAUAGUCGGACAAGAGACAAUGGGUGCAAGAGACGGAAUAUUCCUAAUUUUAUAUGGGCAUCUAUGCUUGAUGCUUCUGUUUUCGUCAAGCAGAAAUUAAGGCAUACUCUGGAAAGAUUACUUCUUGAAAUGUGCAGGCUAAGAACUCAUUGUUGUACGGAGCCUUACGUAAUUGCAACAAAUCGACAACUAAGUGCGAUGCACCCGGUUUACAAACUAUUACAUCCUCAUUUGCGAUACACUAUGGAGAUCAAUGCUUUAGCUCGUGAGGCUCUUAUUAAUGCAAAUGGAGUCAUCGAGAAGGGAUUCACCCCCCGGAAAUACUCAUUGGAGGUCAGCUCUGCUGCCUACGACCAGCUAUGGCAGUUUGAUCUUCAAGCACUGCCAGCUGAUCUAAUUAGCAGGGGAAUGGCGGUGGAGGAUCCGGCAGCUCCACAUGGCUUGAAACUAGCAAUCGAAGAUUAUCCUUAUGCCAACGAUGGUUUACUUAUUUGGGAUGCCAUUAAGAAAUGGGUUACAGACUAUGUCACUUACUACUAUCCAGAAGCAAACCUUGUACAAUCUGACGUUGAACUCCAAGAAUGGUGGACUGAAAUUCGAACAAAAGGCCAUGCAGACAAGAAGGACGAGUCCUGGUGGCCGGUGUUAGAAACUCCGGGUGAUCUAAUAGGAAUCCUCACAACCAUUAUUUGGGUAGCUUCAGGACACCAUGCUGCUGUAAACUUUGGUCAAUACGAUUUUGCAGGAUAUUUUCCAAACCGGCCUACCAUUACUAGAACGAAUAUGCCUACAGAAGAUCCAAACGACACCGAAAAGGAGGAAUUUCUGAAGAAACCCGAGGAGUUUAUCCUGAAGUGUUUCCCUUCACAAGUUCAAGCAACCAUUAUUAUGGCCAUUUUAGACGUUUUAUCGUCCCAUUCGCCCGACGAGGAGUAUCUCGGGGAGAACAUCCAACCAUACUGGAAAGAUGAUAAGUAUAUAAAUGCCAUAUUCGAACAGUUCGCUGGGAAAGUGAAAGAGAUUGAAGGAAUUAUUGAUGCUAGGAAUACUAAUUGUGAUCUGAUGAAUAGAUCUGGAGCUGGAGUAGUUCCAUAUCAGCUUUUGAAGCCAUUUUCCGAAGCAGGUGUAACAGGAAAGGGUGUGCCUAACAGCGUUUCCAUUUGAUGUAAGAAUGCUAUAUAUUAGCAAACUUCAAAUGAUUGUCUCCUGUAUGAAUUUGGAAAAGGGAAAAUGAAUAAAAGUUACACUUGUUAAAGCUAUUCUUGGAUUUUAUGAAUAAAAUUUUAGAGGAAACUA
This is a messenger RNA of Olea europaea var. sylvestris, 2849 nucleotides long. Its product is annotated as linoleate 13S-lipoxygenase 2-1, chloroplastic-like. The record is from RefSeq and is a predicted model, not a curated record. Bases 249 to 2717 code for a protein of 822 amino acids. NCBI's taxonomy places the organism in Eukaryota, Viridiplantae, Streptophyta, Magnoliopsida, Lamiales, Oleaceae. The transcript has 8 exons. Gene Ontology annotation, molecular function: oxidoreductase activity, acting on single donors with incorporation of molecular oxygen, incorporation of two atoms of oxygen; metal ion binding; protein binding. Gene Ontology annotation, biological process: lipid oxidation.